AUGGCACUUGUUGAUCUGAGCUCAAAGAGACAGUGGAGAGAGGUCAAAUGGGAUCCCCCACCUGAGCCAAUGACCAAAAACAUUGCAUUUCAAAAGACAGCAGCACAGAGUAGCAAUUAUAGUGAAGGCGGCAUCCCCCACUGUGCUGCGUAUGCUGUAGAUGGGAACACUGACACAGACGUCAGUCACAGGAGGUGUUCUUACACAAACAACGCAGCUGCAAGCUGGCAGGUUCUUCUUGAUGAUCAUCGGAUGUUCAACAUCAGCAGGAUCAGGAUCUACCUGAGAAAGGACUUUUGGGAAAACAACAAUGGCCUGCAGGUGCUUGUGAACGGCGACCUGUGUGUCCCUGUGAGUGGAACAACACCUGACUGGUUACAUGGACCUGUCACAAACCCUGUUGACGUCACAUGUACCCACGUCAUGAAGGGGAACAAUGUUACCAUUACCAUAAGCGGACAAUUUCUGACAUUGUGCGAGGUUCAAGUGUUUGUUUGCAGUGAUGGUUGGUUUGGCUCUGACUGUAACAAGCAGUGUCAGUGUCUAGAUCCAUCUGAAGUAUGUGACAAGGAGACUGGCUACUGUAGGAGUGGAUGUGCUGCUGGGAAACACGGACCAGGGUGUCAGCAAGACUGUGACCAUGGUCACUACGGGGUCAGCUGUUCCUACACGUGUGGUCAGUGUAGUGGGUCAUCUGAUUGUCAGAAGGUUAAUGGAACCUGCACACAGGGAUGUCAACAGGGUUACAGUCCCCCUUUGUGUAAAGUGUGCAAUGAUCGGUGGUUUGGCACCAACUGUAGUAAACAGUGCAAGUGUCAGAAUGAAAUAGAAGUAUGCGACAAGACCACAGGGAGCUGUACAAGUGGCUGCCGUGCUGGGAAGACAGGGGUUGGAUGCCAGGAUGAUUGUGUCCAGGGUCAGUAUGGGAUCAACUGUUCCUCCACGUGUGGUCAGUGUAGCCGGUCGUCCGACUGUAAUAAGGAUGAUGGACACUGCACACAGGGAUGUCAAAUAGGUUACCUCCUCCCUUUGUGUAAAGACUGUGUAGAAGGACGCUACGGUGUUAAUUGUUCACAACAAUGUGGCUCGUGUAAAGGUGACUCACCGUGCAAUACAACUACUGGUGUCUGUAUGCUGGGAUGUACAGAUAACUUUGAAGAACCAUAUUGCAAAUCAUGUGUCCAGGGAAAGUACAGUGUAAACUGUUCAGCCACCUGUGGUCACUGCAAGGAUGGACCUGGCUGUGACCGGUCAACUGGACACUGUGAAAGGGGAUGUUUGCCAGGAUACGCCCCACCACUGUGUGUGAAAGAAUGUGGAGACUACACGUACGGUCUGAACUGUUCUGGUGUGUGCAGCUGUCUGAACCAGUGUGAGGUGUGUGACAAAGUCACAGGGGAAUGUGGAACUGGGCACCAGAACACAACAACAACAACACCAACAGGCACUGCGAGUCCAGUCAAAGCUGAUGAUACAGGCAAUGCAACAGACGUUCGCUUCAUCGUCGUGUGUUGCCUAAUGGUGUUGCUCUUGGCAUACUCAGCUGUAGUAACAACACUUAAUGUCAGGCUCAGACGACUACAAGCCCUAAGCAAAGCUGAACUUGAAAAACAAUAUAUGUCACUGGAAACUCCAGAGGAAUCAUCUGCCUAUGACGUCAUUUCAAUACAAGGAGUCACUAAUGAUGUUUAACUUUCUUUCAGCCGGGAAGCGGGUGUGUCUGAAAACUUACAGUUUGUCAACGCGUAGUUACGAAGCAGGUAGUGAUAAGAAAAUAGCAAAGGCGUUUUACUUCAUCAAAACACAUAGCAGCCCCAUGAUGUUUCCUUGUUCAAAGGUUUCAGCUCUGUUUGAACGUCUUAGAUUAGGA
Molecule: messenger RNA, 1870 nt
Organism: Haliotis rubra (blacklip abalone)
Lineage: Eukaryota; Metazoa; Mollusca; Gastropoda; Lepetellida; Haliotidae
Product: multiple epidermal growth factor-like domains protein 10
Exons: 13
Coding region: 1-1692 (563 amino acids)
Molecular function (GO): scavenger receptor activity
Source: RefSeq, a predicted model, not a curated record